This is a messenger RNA of Nyctereutes procyonoides (raccoon dog), 781 nucleotides long. RefSeq names its product suppressor APC domain containing 1 (gene SAPCD1). The record is from RefSeq and is a predicted model, not a curated record. The transcript is spliced from 4 exons. The coding region runs from base 152 to 775 and encodes 207 amino acids. Lineage: Eukaryota; Metazoa; Chordata; Mammalia; Carnivora; Canidae.
CUUUCCCCGUAAGUAGGAACACCCCAGCCUCAGACAUGGCAGGAAAGGCUCUGAGAGGCUGAAAAACAAGGUAGGAUGGGCACAGGAGGGAAGGGGAGGGCCCAGCCCUGCACGCCACUGGGCGUGGCUCUACUCUUCCCACUCCAGAGCCAUGGGGAGCCAGGGUCCCAGUGGGCUGCCCCUCGUCUGUGCUCCCUACACAGUUAUGCUGCUGCCACUCGGAACAAGCCGCCAGGACCCAGGGGCCCGGAGCUUCUUCCUCUGGCUGCAGAGGAUGCAGGCUCUGGAGAGGGAGCAGGAUGCCCUGUGGCAGGGGCUGGAGCUACUGGAGCAUGGCCAGGCCUGGUUUGAGGGCCGUUUGAGGGAGGCACAGCAACAGCAGCUGCAUCUAGGGGCUCUUGGUGAGAAUUUCCUAGCAGAUUUACACUCAGAGCCUCAUGGCCCCCAGUUAGCCCAGAUUCAAAAGAUGAACAUGUGUUUGCGGAGUCUGGUUCAGGAGAAGUUCUCCUCACAUCCCUUAAAUAAGGCUGAUUCCCAUGCUGCCCAGGGCUGGAAGGGAAGGCCAAGGAAGCAGAACCUCUGGCAGCAACAGAUAGGCUGUAGGGGGUGGCAGGAGGGCGGAGCCUGGCCCCCUAGUGGAGCGGGGAGCACAGAUGCCCACAGUUUCUCUCCUCUUCUCCAGGAGCUGUCCAGGCAGAAGGCAGGCAUUCAGCCAAAAGGGGAGACCGUCCAGCUUGGCUGCCCCAAGAUGCGGGGGGGCCCAACCCGUGUGUAAAGGCUC